AUGAGUGUCAUACAAAAAUUUAGUGGUAACAACUUGAUAUCUUUACAAGAAUCAAAAAUGCAUUAUAUAAUCCCCUUUUCUAUACUAAAGAUUACUUCAAGGUCUUCAUGUGCUAUGAGAGUGAGACAUUCAAGUUCACUAACUAAAUUUGAUACUAAGAAAUUCGUACAAUCUUUGGAAUCCCAGGGAGGAUUCACUCAGAAACAGGCUGAAACGGCUGUCAAGAUAGUUAAUAUGGCUAUUAAUGAUGGAAUAUCAUCUAUAACAAACAACCUCGUAACUAAGGAAACCUUGUCAUCAAUAGCAUAUCAACAAAAGGUAGAUUUUGCAAAGCUAAAAGGAGAACUUCAAACGAUGGAUAAGUCUGAAUUUACGAAUUUAAAGAAAGAACAAGAAAAGCUCAGAACUGAUCUCACGAAUCUAAAAAAUAGGCUCAAAGAAGAAAUAACAAAGAGCCAAGCUGGCGUACGAUUGGAUUUAAAUUUGGAGAAAGGGAGGAUUAGGGAAGAAAGUUCAAAGCAUGAGCUGAAAAUUGAAGAUACGUAUACAAGGAUAGAUGAAGAAAUAGCAAAUAUGCAGAUGCAGAUUAAAUCUGUCAAAACUCAAGUUACUCAGUGGUUAAUCGGUGUGUCGUCUGGUACGUUUGCGCUUAUGUUAGCAUUCGUCAGGUUUUUCGGCUAA
Priceomyces carsonii is the source of this 681-nucleotide messenger RNA. RefSeq lists its product as uncharacterized. NCBI's taxonomy places the organism in Eukaryota, Fungi, Ascomycota, Pichiomycetes, Serinales, Debaryomycetaceae. Gene Ontology annotation, cellular component: mitochondrion. Gene Ontology annotation, biological process: mitochondrial respiratory chain complex IV assembly. Bases 1 to 681 code for a protein of 226 amino acids. The record is from RefSeq and is a predicted model, not a curated record. The transcript has a single exon.